CCCCUUGAAGACAUAGUGUUUGCUCGCAUAACACGCAAGAAAAACCACUGCUCGCCACCAUGAAGUUCUUCGUCGUUCUGUUCGCCAUUGUGGCGGUUGCCUAUGCUGGCCAUCAUGCGCAGCACAUCCACGUUGCUGGCAACCCCCCCAUCCCAGCCGUCCAGGCUCACCCGCUCGCCCUCCACGGUAACGACCACACCACCCGCAUCCACUACUCUGGAGUGCACGUAGGGCAUCCGCACUUGGUGGGAGUCGAUCAUUACCUCCCGGCGCCGCACCACGAGCCUGGCAUCGUUAACGUGGCCGUCCACGGACACGGCGGACACGGCUGGUAAAUCCCAUGAUCUGAGCCAGCAAACCCGCUGGUCCGGAGUGGUCCAUGCCGAACGCGUCAUCCUGAGGCUGAUAUGAGGCAGCGAAACAGCGACCACCAUCACGAUUGGUGAUACGAGACAACGAGCGAAGUUCUCUGUCGGGAGCAUCAAUUCUCUUCGGCAAGGCGUUUCGAUUCCGCGCGAGAUCGCUCGCCGAGGAUCGGCGGAUGUCCGGCCUCCGAGGGUCGUGGAUCUCCGGUCCGAGGAUCGAGAAUAUCACGAUGGAAUACCGUUGCAAUAUAUUGGCAGAUCGAAAUGAAAUUCGACUGCCUCAGGAUAUGCCGCCAUGUCUUGGGCCACUUCCGAGGACCGUUUUCCCAGAAAGACCAGGCAAUCAGACUUGAAAAAAGCCUCCCCCCCGUCACUCCCUCAUCUUCUUAUCGUUUUGAGCCUUGACGCUAUACAUAUGACACGCAUCGUACGAACAUCGAAGAACUGCAAUCAGGUCCUUUCGUACCCCCAUUCCCCAUUUCUCAUUCUGUCAACAUCGAAAUUCUGUGCGGCGCAUUAUAAAGAAGAGACUACAACAUCACAUCGCGGCCAUCUCUUCCUGUCCCCACUAUUCGUCUUCCGGCAGCAACACUUUUAUUUAUUUUACAAUAAAAGUCGAUUUUUACGUCUUGUGAUAAAA
Molecule: messenger RNA, 1005 nt
Organism: Wasmannia auropunctata (little fire ant)
Lineage: Eukaryota; Metazoa; Arthropoda; Insecta; Hymenoptera; Formicidae
Exons: 3
Coding region: 60-335 (91 amino acids)
Source: RefSeq, a predicted model, not a curated record